ACGCCGUGCCGGACACGCACGGUCUCGCGGCGCAGAGCUCGCGGAUCCGAUAACCGGAUGUGUAUCGUGAGAUCGCGGAUUUUCUCUCGGCGCACAUUUGCGACUUCGCUUUCGAAUUCUUCUCCAUUCGGUAGAAGAGAAGCGAUCGCGACGGUGAGAGAUGCCGGUGGCGAGUCGGAGAGCCGCAAACAUCGCCGGCGCCGUCGGCGGGCGCGACACGAGGGUGACGAGAUUUCAAGUUCGGCGUCGAGCUGUAUCGCCUCCACGUGCGAUCGACUUUAAAGUUUCACUUCAAGUGCGCAACAGUGCCGCUUUAAGCUCCCUGCGGUAGUGUGCUUUGAUUCCGUUCGUCGCACUGUUGGCUGGCCGAGUCGCCGAUGACGACCACGACGACGAAGACGACGACGACAGGCGACGUUAACGGCCGACGAUCGUUGAUCCUGUCACCGAGUCGAAUCACGUUCUUUGUAGGAAGAAUGCACAGGCCACCGUCGCGGCUCGCUUUUCUGUCGAAAUCGAUGGGACGCGGCGGUCGGCACGUCGCUCUGAACGCCGAUCAAAUAUUUAUCCGGCAAACGGCCAGCUUUUCCGAGUCGCCGAUUACGGAGAUAUCCGUUGCGCGAGCGUUGCCGAAAGAGGCGCUUAGAAGUACAGUUUACUUCGUGCCGAGGGAUUCGCGUACGGGCGUCUGCAUGAACGGACCAAAACCGCGGCGGACCUUUGACCAUUCGUGCACCUUCGGUUGGCGCCCCCACUCUUCGAGAGACGAGCAAGCAGUCAUCGACUGCCACGAAGUGGACCGGAAUGGCGAAAAGGGGUUGGAAAAGCCGGGGGUGGAGGGAUGGCUGAAUUGGACGAGGGUGGUUUUUCUGACGUCGACUCACCCUCGACUACAGAUCCACCUCCGCCUCAUCCCCGUCCCGGCUCUCGAGGGGAUGAAAGACGAAUAAAAUGGCCGAUGGCUCGCUUAAUACCUAAAAUAUACACGACAGAAAUUAAGCCGCGGCGAAACAGAAAUCGCGACGCUCCGUUCCUCGCCGCGGAGACCGAACAUUCGCACGCGUUCGCGAGUACAAUCCGCUCGCGAAUUUUGCGAGACGACGACACCUGAUAAAAAUACGACGCCCGGUCUUCCGGUCAGCAACAAACGCGACUCUUCAACAAGAGAGCGCGACGUUAUGCACUUUGCGCAGAACAUUGCCAAGUCCAUACCGAUAACGCGUCUCUGCGGUCUGGAAGACCGCACGGCGAGCACGGCGGAGAACGCAAACCAAAUUUAACAUCUUUUCCACGAGCUGACGAAGUUUGCAAUCCAGUUUCUACAUCGAGUUUCCGAUUAGAGGAAUCCUACCUCGAGGCCCCGCACCAUCGUUUGGUAUUAUUAUCGCUUGAUUCUUCGAUCGAAUCGCCGUCCGCGCAAAUUAAUAUUGCAAGUGUGCGUGUCGCGCACUCUUAAUUACUACGAGAGUGACGAGUAAAUAGUAACAGUAGCCGCAUAGAAAAUACUUUGGGAUCUAAUUGGGACUCAGCCCAAUUUUUCGUAAUAAUCAUGCGUUCCAGAUAGAAAAUUAAUGCAGGUUCUGGUUAGAAGCGUAAUAUUUUAAACAUGCGAAUCUAAGUGGGAAACCCAAACAAAUCCCAUUUAGUUUUCCACGUUUGCCCAAAGAUUUUUUUUGUUUACAUCUUAAACUAAAAUUGAGUAAAAUAUACCAAACAA
Messenger RNA from Odontomachus brunneus, 1717 nucleotides. RefSeq lists its product as uncharacterized. NCBI's taxonomy places the organism in Eukaryota, Metazoa, Arthropoda, Insecta, Hymenoptera, Formicidae. The coding region runs from base 378 to 950 and encodes 190 amino acids. The transcript has 2 exons. The record is from RefSeq and is a predicted model, not a curated record.